CCACCCAAUCGAUAGAUAUAAAUUCAGCUAGCAAACCCUCUUGCUUCUCGAAAACCCUAGCGGCCACAGAUCCUAAGGCUUUUGAGCUUUUCUCCCACCUAGUGUUUCCGUUUCCGAAAGCUCCACAACCAUGGCGGACGUUGAGACCGAUGUGGCGGCAGCUGGAGUUCCCAAGAAGAGGACGUUCAAGAAGUUCAGCUUCAGAGGUGUCGAUUUGGAUGCUCUUCUCGACAUGUCGACUGAUGAGCUUGUCAAGCUCUUCCCUGCCAGAGCUCGCAGAAGGUUUCAGAGGGGUCUCAAGCGCAAGCCCAUGGCUUUGAUCAAGAAGCUGCGCAAAGCGAAAAGGGAGGCUCCACCCGGUGAAAAGCCAGAACCAGUCCGCACUCAUCUUCGUAACAUGAUUAUAGUGCCAGAAAUGAUUGGAAGCAUUAUUGGUGUGUACAAUGGUAAGACCUUCAAUCAGGUUGAAAUCAAGCCUGAAAUGAUUAGUCACUACCUCGCAGAGUUCUCAAUCUCAUACAAGCCUGUCAAGCACGGUAGGCCUGGUAUUGGUGCCACCCACUCUUCGAGGUUCAUUCCUCUUAAGUGAGAUCCUUUCCUGCUGUCUAGAUAUCUAAUCGUGUUGUUUCUGAAGACUUUGAUGCUGAUCACAUUUUUGCUCAUUACUAUUUCAGUUUUGUUUAUGUUUCGACUUGUGUUGUUUACUCUUUAGAUGGAAGUUAAAUUUACAGUUGGGGUUUCAGACGAAUGAUCGUAAUUUUCUAUUUAAUGUAUGAGAACUUGAAUUUAAA
Messenger RNA from Prunus avium (sweet cherry), 791 nucleotides. RefSeq names its product Ribosomal protein S19 family protein. The record is from RefSeq and is a predicted model, not a curated record. Gene Ontology annotation, cellular component: cytosolic small ribosomal subunit; ribosome. Gene Ontology annotation, biological process: ribosomal small subunit assembly; translation. Gene Ontology annotation, molecular function: structural constituent of ribosome; RNA binding. Lineage: Eukaryota; Viridiplantae; Streptophyta; Magnoliopsida; Rosales; Rosaceae.